Messenger RNA from Camellia sinensis, 1148 nucleotides. Lineage: Eukaryota; Viridiplantae; Streptophyta; Magnoliopsida; Ericales; Theaceae. The record is from RefSeq and is a predicted model, not a curated record.
GACGCCUAUAUAUAGAAAUGGGAGAGGAAAACAAAGACAUGAACGGAAGGAGAUGGACUAUCUGUCUUCAUUACCGGAAGCUCUUGUAUCAGAGAUUCUUGUCUAUUUGAAAUCUCCUCGCGAUGUCUGCCGAUCAUCGGCGAUCUCAUGGGGAUUCAAGUCCGCCGCCGAUUCCGAUGCCGUCUGGGAUAGAUAUCUACCGUCCGAUUAUCGGGAGAUCAUAUCGAGGUCCGUAUCACCGUUGGAUUUCUCCUCCAAGAAACACCUCUAUUUCCUCCUCGCCGACUCUCCCCUUCUCAUCGACGGUGGCAAACUGAGCUUCAGUUUGGAUAAAGAGAGUCGGAAAAAAUGUUAUAUGCUAGGAGCUCGGGGGCUUACUAUAGUAUGGGGAGAUACUCCAAUAUAUUGGGCAUGGAGAUCUUUACCUUGGGGAUCUUUACCUCAAUCAAGUUUUAGUACGUGCAGAUUCUCAGAAGUAGCGGAGCUUGUGUCAGUCUGUUGGCUCGAUAUUAAAGGCAAAAUAGAGACUCGAUUGCUGUCCCCAAAAACCACAUACGUAGCAUUUCUUGUAUUCAAAUUUGUACAAGCUAACCAAGGAUUUGAAUCCCUCCCAGCAAAAGCAUCGGUUAGAUUGGUUGGUGAUGAAGAAGAGAAGAGCAGCACUGUUUAUUUGAAACAGCCAUUGACACCUGUGACAAGCGAAGGACUAAGUGGACGGUUUCCCCAGGAGAGGAAGGACAAGUGGAUGGAGAUUCAACUGGGAGAGUUUUUCAAUGAUCAAGGAGAUGACGGAGAAGUGGUGAUGCAAUUGAUGGAGAUUGAACGAGGUAACUGGAAGUAUGGCCUCGUUGUUGAGGGCAUUGAGAUUCGGCCUAAAAUCGAUACAUAAAUAAAUAAAAUGAAGAUUAUGAAUGUGGGCAUGCUGCAUUUUUUCCUUGAAACCUUUGUGUUGAACUAUAGAUAUAAAAUUAGAUUUUUUUUUUUUUUUCCUCAAAAAAAAAAAACCUACAGAUAUGUAUAAUAUAUAUGAUUAUGCCAUAUGUGCAAUAUGUUAUUGUAGUGCUGGCGCCGAGUAAGUGGCUGCUUUGGAUUUUUGAAAUUUAAGUCAUGUUUGUCAUAAUUUAAAAAAGUCAAAAAGUCACAUCUUA